Messenger RNA from Xenia sp. Carnegie-2017, 829 nucleotides. RefSeq lists its product as uncharacterized. The record is from RefSeq and is a predicted model, not a curated record. The transcript is spliced from 3 exons. The coding region runs from base 246 to 647 and encodes 133 amino acids. NCBI's taxonomy places the organism in Eukaryota, Metazoa, Cnidaria, Anthozoa, Malacalcyonacea, Xeniidae.
CUCACCUGUCAUAUGAAAACUGCGUAGCUGAAUUAAACAAAAUGGCUGAAUUAAACAUAUUCACUAACAAAUCUUGUUGCUUGGCAUAACCCUAGACUUCAGUCAUGGCUGUCUGACAAGAGCAUGAAACUUUAUUCAGUAAAAUACAUAUCACCUAUUUCACAAAACGAGUUUAUUAGCCAUUGACAGAAGAUAUAAGGAAUCACAUCGUAAAAGAUAUCGUUUCAUCUGAAAUACACUCAGUCAUGGCCGACACGUCUCCUAACAAUUCAAAUAAGGACCGCCUCGUAGUGGCAGUGCAAUACGUUGACGAAAACAACGUGCCAAACGAGAGAAUACUGGAGAUGAAAGAAGCAAGGAAUAAAUCACGAUUACCUAUUUGUCACGAUGGGUUAGUGUAUCAGUCUUACGACUACACAGCUUCAUUGUCUGGGACUUUUAAUGGAGUUCAACAACAUUUGCAGGAAAUAGUUGGACGCAACAUUUCAUACAUCCCAUGUCAAGGCCAUAGAUCAAACACAUUCAACGAGCAUUGCUCAAAGGCCUCUACAUUGGUUGAGAUGUAUAGCUUGCUCGAAGAGCUGUAUGUUUUUUUCAGUAGAAGUUGUAAACGGUUUUAUGUUGCAAGAACAUAUGGAAAAAAUUGAAAAUGCUCUUAAAUUGCGCAAUCUCUCAAAGACGAGAUGGGUGUGUUAGAAGUGAACAAUUGAAGCAGUAUGGAGAUCUUUUGAAGCCAUACGAAAUGCCUUAGCGGACAUAGCAAAAAUUGACAACAACUCAUUAACCAGAACCAAAGCAAACUCGCUCUGUAAGAAAAUGGUCAAGUUUG